CUCCUUUCCUUUACGGAAGGGCUUUCUUAACCUCUGGGUUGGAAGAGAUGUCAGAGGCCAUUGAUUCUAGCCAGAACUAGAAUGUCCUGUAAAAUAUGCCCCCAAGGGGUCAGUCAAUAGACAUAUCCAUCCACUCUCCUCUGGAAGACCACCGAUGAGGAGGAAUUCAUUUGCUCCAGACAACUCAUUCCGCUCAAGAUAGUGGGAAGUUUUGUGGUUUGUUUUUCCCGACUGUGGAACUGCCAUCUGCCUUCGUGCCCUUGAAGUAGGGACUGUUUGCUUUUUGCCUCUGUUCUCCACCUCUCCCCCAUCCUCAGCCCCUGAGCCUAGCAUAAUGCUAAUCCCUCUUCCAUUCGACAAUUCGUAAAUACUUGAAGAAAGGAGGGAGCACCUGAUCCGAGCUAGGGCCAGUGCUGAGCGCUUUGUAAAGAACUCAUUUGGUCCUUUGCAGACAGCUAUCUUUAGCCAUCCUCAGUGUUCUGCAGAGGGAGCAAAGGAACCUCGCACAGGCUGGAGGCAUGCUCCCCAGCCGCAAAGAAAUCCGGACAGUGGCCUUUUCCUGCCCGACCGAUCGAGGGGCGGGGUCAGCAAAACAAGUUAUCAAGACCCAGGUCAUCGAGGAGCGCUUUGGACCCAAUGUGGUAGCUGUUCCCUUCCUGGCAGAUGCAGCAUGCUAUGACCUCCUCGGAGUGCUGGUGAAGCAAAAGUCAAAGCCACCUCCGUGGCUCAUCCGUGCCCGCCUAGGCCUAACCUUUCCCCUUGGGCUUGGUCUCCCACGCCGGGGUCAGAGGGCUCUGCUCCCCGUGGGACCACUGCCAGGGCUGCUGGAGCGGACGAGUCCUGAAGGUGCCUUUGCCCACUGCACGAGGGAGUACUCACCCAAGGGCAGGGCUGAGGUAGGCUAUGAGGAAACAAGACUGGUAGAUGGGCAGCCCUGCCGCAUUAGCCUGCAGCUUGGGGGCUUGCGCAAACGUGUGGCCUUUCUGCUGCUCCCACCCGGCCAAGUGGGUCUCCAGCCAGCCCUGCCCUGGCUCCGAGGCACCCACAGCAUUUAUGUCAUCUACCAAGUCUUCUCCUGCUCCUGGCUGCAGCUGGCACUCGCACCCACAGCCUGUGAACCCCGCCAGCUGCGCCUUCAGCACCCCUUGCCAGUAGCAUUUUCUUGCCUCAAGUUUGCACUGCAGCCCAAGGGCAUGCUGGGCCCACAGAGGCCACUGACUGGGGACAAACUGCCUCGGGAAGCCAGCUGGGCCCGGCCGGGUCCCGAGUCCACAGUGAACUCAGUGCUGACCCCACCCCUGGUCUCAACCCUUUCCAAUACCCUACUUGAUAGCGACAGCCCACCCUCCCAACAGCCACCCACACCGCCCAGCCAGGGGGCCCCAGAAGGACGGACGAGCAGGUUCUCCUAUAAGGGUCGAAACCCCUUCCGAAGGAGACCAAACAUGCUGUCAGGUACCGGGAAAAGAAAAGAGAUCUGGCUCUUCAGCCCCCGAAACCCCUCAUCAGGGACCCAGGGCGGGGGCCCAGGGGACCCGGACCGGCACUCCAUGUCCCUGCCUCUGCUGCAGGGCCUGUCAGCGGAAUUCGACAGUGAUGACUAAGGGGGAGGGGGAGGCAGGAGGAAAGGGGCUCAGCCCCAAGGCUUGGUGCAAGGAGACUAGUCCCCAAUAAACACCAGCUGCUACUCCCCCAAACCA
Molecule: messenger RNA, 1700 nt
Organism: Monodelphis domestica (gray short-tailed opossum)
Lineage: Eukaryota; Metazoa; Chordata; Mammalia; Didelphimorphia; Didelphidae
Gene: C4H11orf42
Product: chromosome 4 C11orf42 homolog
Source: RefSeq, a predicted model, not a curated record